ACCGUCACUACGAGAGGACACAUGUAGCGUCGUUCCGACACUGACUUUACCUCUGCAGAGCGUGGUGUAAUCGAUUUUAAGUGGCGUGACAUUCAGCAUUUUUUUAAAAAUAUUUUAUAUACCACCACCUGAAACAGACAACUUCCAAAAUGCUAUGUGGUUGUAAAUUAGUUUGUAGACCUUACUUUAUAAAAGCUUACCUAUGGAAAAGUGAUGUAGAAAUUGAAAAGUGAUAACAGACUAUCGUUAUUGGUUUAGGUAUCUCAAGAUAGUGUCUUCUAGAGAAGGUUGUUGUGAUCACAGUCAUGUAAGAAGUAACAGUCAAAGGCAAUAGCAGUGGAUUCACUCAGUCAAGCUUUCAUUUGCGUUACGAAGAGGCAGUUGGAGAGAAAAUGAACUUAUCGUAAUGCGAUAAGGAAUACCCUGCGUUAAGAUACUGGCGUGACAGUAACACCCUCACAGCUGUGGAAGUUCGGUUGCAGGUGUUGGGCAGGUGUGAUGCGGCAACGCGGCCUCGUGUGCAUGGAAGGACGGAGAACCCGCACGACUCGAAUGCAAAGGCCGGCGCGGGGAAGACGGAUCCGAAGGAACAAGGAAGAGGCGUAAGAGGAGAAGGGCCCUUACAGGGAACGCCACACGAGUGCGAGAAGAGAGAGCGAGUUGCAAGCGGCGGUUCCUCCUCGACGUGACUUAUCAGGGCGAUGCUCCUGCCGCUCAUCGUCUGGAUCCUCUUCAGGUUUACAUCCACGCCUUAGAAUCGACAGUGCCAGGCUUCCGUCACAGCUUACCUUGUCCUCUGGAUAAGUCACGUGUCAUCCAAAUAUUAGAAGUUCAGCAAAGUCUUGAGGAAGAGUGUUUUAUUGGGCCAUGCAGAUUAGAAAUUUAAGCAAUAUAACAAAUAUAUUUGAACAUAGUGAAUACUAAAUAGACAAAAGUAGUCAUGACUCCCCCUCUAUUGCACUCCCGCCGCCCGCACUGCGUGUCGGCCUCCGUGCGCCAUGUCUACACAGCUCUCUCCCGCACGCGCCCGUUCGCGGCCUCCAGCCGGCGGACGCAGAGCGCGCCAACCCCGCCCACUCACGGCAUUUGGGGGGACUGCGGGUGGGGGCUAGCGAUGCUUGUGUAUCGCAGCAUAGGCUUGUGGGCGGCCGUGGGCGUGCCGUAUAUUGUAGGCAUUGUGGCUGGGCCAGUUGCGGGGCCAGCAGUUACGUCAUCGCUCCUAGUGGCAGCUGUUACGUCACUACUCACAGGUUUCUGCUUCGCAGAGUUGGUGACAUGGAACGGACAAUCCUCAGGUCACCUAUACACAGUGACUUACCAGCUGGUGGGGGAGUUCGUGGCCUACCUGCUGGGGGUCAUCAACACGCUGUUCACGGCCGCCGCACUCGCCGCCGUCAGUAAAGCACUGUCCGGGACGAUGGACUACAUGACAGGCAGGAAGGUGGAGGCGUUCGUGGGGCGUCUUAUAGGCCGCCUCCCCGGUUCGCAGGGCGUCCCAGACGUGAUCGCGGCGGGAGCCUCGCUCUCGGUGGCUGUCCUACUGGCGCUGGGCCUCGAGCAAUCUGGCUUCCUAAGAGCCAGCAUGGGCGUCACAUCGGUGCUGGCGCUUCUCUUCUUCCUUGUCGUGGGUGGGUCCCACACUGAGCAGAACACCGCCCAUUUGCACCACGCAAUCUCUUCGGAGUUACUGGCCGGUGCAGCAGUAUGCAUGGUGCUGUAUUGCAAUUUUUACGAGACGGGUCGACUGGUGAAGCAGCAGCGCCGCCCUCAGCGCGCGCUCCCCAUCGCCCUCUCCGUGAAUACCGGCCUCGCCUUCCUUGCCUUCUUCGCCCUUGGCAUCGUGCUAACGCUCAUGACAGGGAACGUGAUACCCCCGCAGGGCGCCCCGCUCCUGCAAGCACUGGAGCGACGUGACGUGGGAUGGGCUCGUCUCGUAAUGGGAUGUUUUCAGGUGGUAAUGCUCUGCCUGGCGCUAGUGGAGGCUGCUGACCCUCUAUGCAGGCAGGUGGUGGCACUGGCAGCAGAUGGUCUCCUUCCACCGUCGCUCUCUCACCAGUGCUCACGGACGAGCUCACACGCCCACGCCCACUUGACUGGAGGAACCUUAGCAGCCCUCAUGGGUCUGUUCUUCAGCCAUGUGCUCUUACUGCAAAUAAUGGCAACAUGUACACUUUGUCUGCAUGUAGUGGUGGUGCUAGUGGUGAUGUACAGAAGGCACCGUUGUUCGUAUGGAUCUCUGUGUUCUGUUGCAGCUACAGCCUCCUCGUGUUCCCCGUACAGUUACCAUCGACUGGCUCCUCCUCGACAUUCACGACAAGAACGGACUCUACAUUUUCUGAAGGAUGGUUUGCGUGUUCUGCCUCAGCGGGUUCUUCCCGGGAAGACAAAGGCUUCGCCACUCACGUCCCCGGGCUCCGAGAGCGGCGUCAGCGGACUCGGCCACGACGCCCGCGACACCGCGCCUCUGUUGGACAACCUCGAGACGUCGCCCACCUCUCCACUGCACGCACCCCUCAUUGCGCCCUCGACUCCCGCUACCCUGCAGACAGCGAAUGAGCGCUCGGUGCCAGUGGGCACUGCAUCCCAUGAACCUUCUCAAGCGGCUGACUCAGAGUCAGAGUCGGCUGCGUCAGGUUACGAAACGGAUACAGACGUGGAGGACGACAUAGACGCCGCAGUAGCAGAAUACCAAGAAAAACUGCGUGUAGCAACGCUGGACACCGGCGCGCCCUGCACGCCGAACCCCGCUUCAGCUAGGCGGGCGUGCUUGGCACUUGCAGGUCUGCUAUUAACUAUUAUCGUGGAAUCCCUUGUAGCAGUGUACGGGUGGCGAGGCGGCGGCACUCACCCGUUCCUGGUAGCGACUUUGGUCAUCUGCAUGUUGGUCACUCUCCUGCUGGUGGUCCUGCUCACUCGCUUGCCCGUCCUCCGUCCCAGCCAAACCGUCGCCUUCCGAGUGCCUGCCGCGCCGUGGCUCCCUGCUGCAGCUCUUUCCCUGAACUUCUUCUUGCUGGUGCAAGUAUUGAGCCACUCCUGGGCAGUCAUCCUCGUGUAUUUAUUAGCAGGUAUCUCGUGGUACUUCCUAUACGGGAUGCGCCACAGCGCCCUUGCCACACAGGAAGUCGUAACACAAAGAGUUCGCGCGAACGAGUUCAUCUGCCUGGAGCCCCUCGUGCCCCCUGCGCUGACCUCCACCCUUCUGCAGGCGUCCUCCGAGAGGCUGCCCGACCCCGCCCAACAUCACAGCUUCACCAGGUUAACGCAAGUCGAUACAGUACUCAUCACCAGGUGAAGAUCGCACUGGCAAUAAUAACUAUAGAAACUGUCAGCCCUUUGUAAGCAAUAAAGGGAUAUUUUUUAAAGAGGAAACCCUUCGUGAAAUGAACCGUCUUUAAACUAAACCCUUUUCUUCCAUAAAUCUGGUUAGUGUCAAGUGCCAUAAUUGUCUCUUUGAUAGAAUCAAAAGAUAUUUCUAGGCCUGCCCAAGCAAUAAGUAGAAUUAUCCACAAGGUGAAGGCAAUAAUGUAAAAUGAAGUUAUGAAGGGCAAACAAAGGUAUGUUAAUUUUUAUCCUAUUAGCAAAUGGAAGAAUGAUAGUAGGCGGAGCCUCAGUACAGGUAAGAAUAUGUUUUCCAACUUUAUCCUGGAUCUUGACGCACGGUGAAAUAUGUCAAAUUGCGUUUUUCUGUUUACAUAAGGCAAAAAUAGUUACGCUGGCCGUUCGUUUCUGCUUCCCAUGAGGAUAAUCCGUCGAACUCCCAAAAAUGAAAAUAAUAUAGAAUAAUUUAAGAAGAUUAGAGAGUAAGGUACUGAAAAGGUUAAAUGAAAUUAUGAAUAAAUUA
This is a messenger RNA of Penaeus chinensis, 3841 nucleotides long. Its product is annotated as cationic amino acid transporter 2-like. Gene Ontology annotation, biological process: transmembrane transport; amino acid transport. The record is from RefSeq and is a predicted model, not a curated record. The transcript is spliced from 12 exons. Gene Ontology annotation, cellular component: plasma membrane. Gene Ontology annotation, molecular function: amino acid transmembrane transporter activity. NCBI's taxonomy places the organism in Eukaryota, Metazoa, Arthropoda, Malacostraca, Decapoda, Penaeidae. The coding region runs from base 941 to 3292 and encodes 783 amino acids.